CCAAAAGAGCUCCUCGUGCAAGACGGGAAGAAUCAGUCUGGAGUUGCCUCUUGGCCAGUCUUGGACACACUCCAGUCAACUGGUGAUGCUUACCCGGCUGUGUGUGCUCCUGCUAUGCGCCGAGCUGCGGGUCUCCCCGCACCGGUGCGUCUUCGACGAGGUUCAGCCUCGGGUGCGAGUGGUCCGCGCCGCCCGGGGAAGUUUGGUGCCGAAACCGGGAGAAGUGGCCCCGAUGAGGAUCGGCACUUGGCUUUCCGGAGAGAGCGAGCGCCUGUCGCAGCACGAGGAAGGGCAAGUGAGGGCCACUGUGGAGCGGGCCGUGAGGACCGUGUCAUCGUUAUUUUCAGUGGAGCAAGCCUCAAGCCCACUGCUGCUCAGCAGGGACGUCAACAAAUACUGCAAGUUUCUGUGGAAGAAUUCAAGCGGUGUCAACUACAACAGGUGUGGCCAAGCAAACAAAAACUACAGAUAUGAGAUGUGCCUGGACGUCAAGAUACCGGAUAAUCACCUCGCUGGCUGCGAAGUCUAUCCGCAGUCCAACUCGACCCGCAGUGUCGUUCUGAGGCAUCCAGGAGGCGGGGUGGCCGACGUCGACUUCCUGCUCUACCUCCAUGUCCAAACGUCGGACAAGUGCAGGGCGCAGCCUCGCCUGUUGGCCUACGCCGCCCACUGCCGGACAGAUGCCAGCGGGAGACCUUUGGCGGGUGUCGUGGUCAUCUGCAGGGAGAGACUGACAAGAGUGAGCGUACAGACUGUGGUCCAUGAGCUGUUCCAUGCGCUGGGCUUCUCCAGAGAUCUUUUUGCCACGUGGGUAGACUGCUCCGUCGAACGAGAGAUUUCAGCCUGCUCCCCUCGGGGCAAAGUGACUCACGCCGACGGAACGGGCCAGAUGAGGCUCUACACCCCGUCCGUCAUCUCGGCGCUGCAAAGGCACCUGGCGGCCGUCGAUCCCGAGUUGGGGGGGCCGCUCGAGAACUCGGAUGCGGCGCCGGGUGGCGUGUCCUCCCACUGGGAAGCCCGACUUCUGCAGGGUUCCGUCAUGUUGGCGGCGCCGGGCCCGUCUGGCGCAUCGAGCAUCGACCCACUCACCUUGGCCGCGUUUCAGGAUACGGGCUGGUAUGCCGUCAACACCAGCCGGGCACAGAAUCUGGUCUGGGGAAAAGGUGAAGGAGCUUUGUUUGGUUCCAACUUGACCUGUUAUGACAACUCGUCAUCCUUCUUCUGCACCGGCAGUGGACUCGGGUGCCAUCAUUUACAUCUCCACAAAGGUCAGUGCCUGACUGAUGCCCACCUGGACGGCUGUCGCAUUUACAAAGCUCUUGAGAACCGAAGUGAAUGCUGGAAAAAAGAAAACGAGAGGCAGUCAGGUGACGAGCGCCAAGGCGGGGAGGUCUACGGCUCAGGCAGCCGUUGUUUCUUCUCCAAUCUAACCACACUCAACCACAGUCAGCUCAUAGUGACGGGGCGCUGUUACAGACACAGGUGCACUGGAUUAAACCGCUACCAAGUCCAGGUGCUGGGCUCCGACUGGUUGGACUGCCCCGCAGGAGGCAGCAUUCAGAUAAGAGGAUACCAUGGUUCCGUUUUCUGCCCGGACAAGAGGUUGUGUCUGGACUCUGACGACAGUCCUCCCUCAGAGGCUGAGGAUGUUUUCCCCACAGGUCAACCGAAUGAGACGUUACUCCAGGACGACACCCGGUCAGCAUACAAACCUGCCGCAGACCCCUUGAUCACCACUGUGUUCUGUGUUUUGGCAGCACUGGGUGUCCUGGUUCUCGGUUUGACGAGUACCAGGUGUACCUCCUGCAAGGUUCGGAUCCAUGCGGCUUCUGGCAUGUUGAAUUGCUGAGAUCAUCUUCCUUCCAGUUCAGUGUUUAAAAAAAAACAACAAAAAAAACGCA
This is a messenger RNA of Hippocampus comes (tiger tail seahorse), 1901 nucleotides long. RefSeq names its product ciliated left-right organizer metallopeptidase (gene cirop). The record is from RefSeq and is a predicted model, not a curated record. Gene Ontology annotation, molecular function: metalloendopeptidase activity. Bases 86 to 1849 code for a protein of 587 amino acids. Gene Ontology annotation, cellular component: cytoplasm; membrane. The transcript has 14 exons. Lineage: Eukaryota; Metazoa; Chordata; Actinopteri; Syngnathiformes; Syngnathidae. Gene Ontology annotation, biological process: cell adhesion; proteolysis.